CAUUGUAUCUUUUUGACCUCUAACACAUUGAACAUAGUCCUGGCGAUGUUCAAACUUACGGUGAUAAGUUUUUAUAGAACGGAGUUCUCGGAUAUAGUUCUAUACGCACAAAAGCAUUUCUGGCAUCUCGAUUAUAACCACGACGAGAAGCUACUUUUCGCGGAGUGUCGAAAGAUUUGCAAAAUGUGGACGGUAUUUCUUGUCUUUAUUACUGAAGCUACCUUGUCUUUCUAUGCAAUUGUUCCAAUCUGUGCAAAUAUUGGACACAAUAAAUCGGAUAGGAUACUUCCAUUCAAAAUGUGGGUCAAUCUACCGCUAAGCGUGACACCUUAUUACGAAAUAAUGUUCGCCUUCCAGGUACUGGCCGUACAACAUAUUGGCGUAAGCUAUGUAUGUCCCGAGAACGUCCUGUGCGUGUUGAAUCUGCACGUGGUCUAUCAGUUUCGUAUACUGCAGAACACUUUAUUGAAUUUAUGGUCGGACAUUGACAAGGGAACGGAUAUCGUCGCUUACUCAGACAAAUGCUACGAAAUCCUGAAGAAGUGUAUCCGAAAGCAUCAGUCGUUAAUCGAAUACAGCGACAGACUCGAAGGCAUCUUUACGCUGCCGAUCCUCAGCAAUAUGGUCAUCUUUAGCAUGCUGAUGUGUUUCGACACGUACGAGAUGAUUCUGGUACAUAUAACGAAAUUUCGUCUUACUUGCAUACAGGCAGACGUACCUACAGGCACACGCCUCAUUUUCUUUUUCCACAUGAUCGGCAGCUUUAUCCAUAUCAUUUUCUUCACGUACAUCUGCCAUGGUUUAGUUGAGGAAAGCUCCAACAUCAGCAUGGCAUCGUAUUCAGGAUGGUGGACCAUGUUGCCGAUGAAUGAAUCUGGAAGAAUGAUGCGAAGAGAUAUAAACAUGAUGAUACUGAAGUCAAUGCGACCGUGUCAACUCACAGCC
This is a messenger RNA of Heterotrigona itama, 945 nucleotides long. The record is from the annotation of a GenBank genome assembly. Lineage: Eukaryota; Metazoa; Arthropoda; Insecta; Hymenoptera; Apidae.